Molecule: messenger RNA, 1311 nt
Organism: Lotus japonicus
Lineage: Eukaryota; Viridiplantae; Streptophyta; Magnoliopsida; Fabales; Fabaceae
Exons: 1
Coding region: 1-1311 (436 amino acids)
Molecular function (GO): zinc ion binding; nucleic acid binding
Source: RefSeq, a predicted model, not a curated record
AUGGAUGAGCCAGAUUUUGAUCUGGAAGGUGUCGAGAAGGAGGUCCUGAAGGUGGGCUGUUUUGAGUCGUUGCCGGAACUAGACGAGGACGUCUGGUUGCUUGGCGUGGUUCUGGCGAACCACUCGGUUAGCGUUUUUGGCUUCAAAAACGUGAUGCGUGAGUUAUGGCAAACCAGGAACUGCUUGGAGAUCCGUCAUGCUGGACAAAAAAUUUUCACGUUCAAAUUCACGUCACCAAAGGACAGAGAUCUGGUGUUGAAAUCAGGGCCAUGGUGUUUUGAACGCCAUUUGUUGGCUUUGAACACUUACGAUGGAAAGAGUGACCCAAGGAGCGUGGAGCUAUCAAUGGUGCCUUUUUGGAUCCAGGUUCAAGGGUUACCAGUGGCGGGGCGUACGGAGUCUAUUGCUAGAUCGAUUGGGAAUGCUUUUGCUGGAUUUAUCGACUGGGACAAGUCCGAGGCAAGUAAGUACGGGUCUUUCUUCAGGUUACGUGCAUGGGUGCAAGUUGAUGUGCCGCUACGCCGAGGCCAAAUGAUAGAACCAGAGAAGGGAGACCCAAUAAAACUCCGAUUCAAAUUUGAGAAACUCAUCAACUUUUGCUACAGGUGUGGCCGUAUGGACCAUGUCCAGAAGGAGUGUGGCUAUGAGAUCCAAAAGGGUGGGUUCCCGUUUGGGCCCUGGCUUCGUGCGGAGGGGAACAAGCUUCUGGUCCCUAGGUGGAGGCCUGGUGGUGGGCAGUCCCGUGACUCACGCGGGGAGGGCUGUUCAGGUGAGGGAGAGGUUGAGGGAGGGGGGACGGGUGAGGAUGAGAGCGGGGUGGGGGAUGGGUCAGGUGAGAGUGGUGAUGGUGGUGAUGGUGGGGUCUCGGGGGAGGGGGUGAGGGAUGAAGGGAAAAGAAGUGAGGAGGGGGGUGGGUCCUCGGGUGCAGUAACAGAAGAGAACAAGAAGGGAGAAGGGGAGAGGGGGAAGGGGAAAGAUAGUGGUAAGCUAGUGAUUGGAGGCGGUAGCUCUAGGGGUGGUCAUGGGAACAAACAUGAGAAAGAUGAGUUCAAGUUUACCAGCCCUCAUCAUCGUGGUCAACGAGGUGGGGGACGACGUGGGGGUACCCGUGGAGGCUACCCACGUAUGGCAGGAGGAGACCGAGAAGUGUUGGACAAGGAGAAGGUGAUUAGGAAAAGGUCGUGCUCUUCUUCCCCUUCCGGUAGCGGCACCGGGUUUACUCCUCCGCUGAAGAAGGUGGUUUCUGACAAUGUUUCUGAUAAUGGAUUGGGAUCGGCGGCGGCUGCGGUGCAGCCCCGCCCACCUCAAUGA